UGAAUGCUGGGUAGCGCCAUCUUGUUUACAAAGUGUAAUCGCCUACCGACGGAGAAUGUGAUUGAAUUUUUUAGCCGUAUGUUUCUUUUUUAUGGGACCGUUUAGCUUUCCUAAUCAAAUUGUCUUGGUUUCGUAAAACUGAUUUAUUGAUUGACCGGCUAAGUGCAAUAUUCAUUUAAAUAAGAAAAUGUCAUCAACAAAGAGGAAACAAAUCAAAGUCAAGGCUGUUGCGCCGAAGCUAAAAUUAUUCAGAGCUAAUGAACCUCUUCUGAGUGUGUUGAUGUGGGGUGUAAAUCACACGGUUAAUGAGCUGAACCAUGUCAAUUUAAGGGUCAUGUUGAUGCCAGAUGAUUUUAAAUCUUACAGUAAAAUCAGGGUGGAUAAUCAUAUGUAUAACAAAGAUAAUAUGCCAAGCAGAUUCAAAGUAAAAGAGUACUGUCCCAUUGUGUUCAGAAAUCUACGAGAAAGGUUCGGAUUAGAUGAUGUGGACUAUAUGAAUUCCUUGUCGAAGCAGCAGCCAAUGUCAUGUGAUUCACCUGGAAGAAGUGGCGCCCGCAUGUUAGUCUCUCGUGACAAGAAAUUCUUUAUAAAGACUCUGGUCUCAGAAGAAGUAGAAAUGAUGCAUCACCUCCUUAAACAAUAUCAUCAGUAUAUUGUAGAAUGCCAUGCUCAAACAUUAUUACCCCAGUACCUAGCCAUGUAUAGGAUUACAGUCAAUGAUGUGGAAACCUAUGUUGUUGUUAUGCGCAAUGUGUUCAGCCCUCGUCUCUCAAUACAUAAAAAAUAUGACCUUAAGGGAUCAACUGUAGACAGAAAAGCUAGUGAAAAAGAAAGGUUAAAAACCUUACCCACGUUUAAAGAUAAUGAUUUCCUUAAUGAUGGUGCUAAAAUUCAUAUUGGACCAGAAGAGAAGAAGAAGUUGUUAGAGACCUUGCAAAGUGAUGUAGAUUUUUUAAGUAGCCUUCACUUGAUGGACUAUAGUCUUAUAGUAGGCAUCCAUGAUAGGGAUCAGGAAGAUGAGUCUGGGAUCAACUUUGCCAUGCCUUCUGGUGCUGAUGAAGAGGAACAAGAAGAGGAUGAUGUGGAAGCUGGUGGUUCAAUAGCUGGAGGUGGAGACCAGGGAGAAUACGAGGAUGAUCCAGAUGGGGCUCCUAGUCCUCCAGACUCACCCCAGCCUGUCACUCCAAUGCCUCAGUUCCUAGGAGAGUUAGACCCUGAUCUAGAACGUUAUGGUGUUCUUAGCAGUGAAGAAAGUGGAAAACGUGAAGUCUACUUCAUGGCCUUAAUAGAUAUCCUGACCAAGUAUGGCAUGAAGAAGCGCACUGCCCAGGCAGCUAAAACAGUCAAACACGGCGCAGGUGCUGAAAUUUCAACCGUACACCCAGAACAGUAUGCAAAAAGAUUCAUGGACUUCAUCAGCAAGUGUGUGGAGUGAAAUCCUGAGCCACUGAUGUCUGUCUGUGUGUGUGUGUGUUGUUCUAGUCAACCACGUCAGCACUUGUUACACAAUUCAUAGCUGGUCACAUCUUAGUGGUGCCACUCUAAUGAUUGCAUUUUGUGGGGGUAGGCUCUAGUUUUUAACACUAACUACAUUUCACACCAUGCUUCUAAAGCUCCUUAUAAUGUAAAGCAUAAAAAAAGGGCUUUAAUUUAUUCAGUUGACCGUACGUGGGAUUCUAAAAAAAGUUCAAUCCAAAAUGUAUCGUGCAUGCAUGAAAAUACUCUUCUCAUUCUUUACACUACACUAAUGUUAUUUUCAGCUCACAGCACAGUAUCAUGUAUUGUUUUUGCUUCUAUCCCCCACAUUAUAAAGAAUCAGUAUUAGUACAUUUGUCAGUACAAGCAAUGCAGAUUGUAUGCCUCUAGGUAUAUUAUAUUAGAUCUAAUUUGUAUUACCUUAAAAAAUGAAUGUUUUCAGGUGUAAACUUAUUUAUUUCUAUAUAUCCUAACAGCUAAUUUUUGUUUCAUCAGCUCCCACUUAAGAGAAAGUUAUUUGCCUAUUUGCAAUAGAAAGUAUCACAUUUUUUUAUAUGUAUGAAUGUUCUUGAUAAUGUAUAAUCCAAUAUAACCAUACAUGAUUUUUUUGUAAUGACAAUUUUUUUUUCAAACAUUUUUUCUUGCAAUUUAGACUUAGCCAUAAUCUUUGUAGUUUUAAUUUCAUUACACAAAUGAUUGCCUCCUUUAUGGGAAUUUAUAAAGAUAUUUUUUUUCAAUGAAUUUAUUUAAACACUCAGAAAGAAUUAAAAUAAUUUGCAUACACCACCGGAACAGCAUAAAUUGGCCAUAAACAAUGCAUCAAAAUAAAAUGGCAAUACUUGUUGCUUUAAAUUUAAAGUAUUGAAGGAAGAUGUGUCUAAUUGGUAGGAUUAUUAGAAUUGUUGAGCACUUGUAGUGUUGGAAAAGCUAUAGUUUCUUUGUUUUUAUUAAUGAGAGCAAUUGUAUAUGUUAGACACGUGCACAACCAAGUGACCACUGCCACAUCAAGGAUAUGUGCAUGUUUGAUACAGUGUAUAGUUUCUUAUGUCUAAAGCUAUCCAUUGGACUGUCUGGUGUUUUAUAAUCUUGACCACCUUGUGUCAGAUGGGGGAAAUCAGAGCUGGGCUUGUCUCUAGCCUGUUAUAGAUCACUGGUUUGACCAGUGUCCAGUGACUUGACCACCCUGUGUCCAGUUGACCACUAGACUGUCCAGUAACUUGACAAGUGCCCAGUGGCUUUACCACCCUGUGUACAGUGACUUGACCACCCUGUGUCCUAUAGACCACUAGACUGUCCAGCGACUUGACCACCCUGUGUCCUAUAGACCACUAGACUGUUCAGUGACUUGACCACCCUGUGUCCAGUUGACCACUAGACUGUCCAGUAACUUGACCACCCUGUGUCCUAUAGACCACUAGACUGUCCAGUGGCUUGACCACCCUGUGUCCAGUUGACCACUAGACUGUCCAGUAACUUGACCACCCUGUGUCCUAUAGACCACUAGACUGUCCAGUGGCUUGACCACCUGUGUCCAGUUGACCACUAGACUAUCCAGUGACUUGACCACCCUGUGUCCAGUUGACCACUAGACUGUCCAGUGACUUGACCACCCUGUGUCCAGUUGACCACUAGACUGUCCAGUGACUUGACCACCCUGUGUCCUAUAGACCACUAGACUGUCCAGUGGCUUGACCACCCUGUGUCCAGUUGACCACUAGACUGUCCAGUGACUUGACCACCCUGUGUCCUAUAGACCACUAGAUUGUCCAGUGACUUGAC
Physella acuta is the source of this 3255-nucleotide messenger RNA. RefSeq names its product phosphatidylinositol 5-phosphate 4-kinase type-2 alpha. The record is from RefSeq and is a predicted model, not a curated record. Gene Ontology annotation, cellular component: plasma membrane. Gene Ontology annotation, biological process: phosphatidylinositol phosphate biosynthetic process. Lineage: Eukaryota; Metazoa; Mollusca; Gastropoda; Physidae. Gene Ontology annotation, molecular function: 1-phosphatidylinositol-5-phosphate 4-kinase activity; 1-phosphatidylinositol-4-phosphate 5-kinase activity.